This is a messenger RNA of Lucilia sericata (common green bottle fly), 1248 nucleotides long. RefSeq lists its product as uncharacterized. The transcript is spliced from 2 exons. The record is from RefSeq and is a predicted model, not a curated record. NCBI's taxonomy places the organism in Eukaryota, Metazoa, Arthropoda, Insecta, Diptera, Calliphoridae. Bases 1 to 1248 code for a protein of 415 amino acids.
AUGGGUAAAGUAUUAGCUGGUGGAAUGGAUUGUCAAGGCUUUAAGUUUUAUACUCCUUUACGUUUGGAUUUGCCCGGAGUUUUUCGCUAUUACAACAAGCAGAACAUAAUAGAGAAGCAGGAGCCCUAUCCAAUGCCCGCUGAUCACUUAGGAGGCAUAGUGGUAAAUAUGAAGGAUACAUUGCAAUUGAUAAGGAAUAAAAGCAUUUUAAUAACGGCCCAUGCCUAUGCUCUCUUCGAAACUGAUGAUACCAUAGAUAAAAGUUAUCCCUUAAUGGCGGUACGCUGGUGUUUAAUGGUCCCACUUAAGAAUACCAUUUCCACGUUUUAUUAUCCCAUUAAACCUUUUGCCGCUUAUGUCUGGUUUAUAUUGAUAUUUACCUUCUUUGCAUUGGCCACCACCGAUUGCUUGUGGAUUAUAUGGGAGAGUCAAAAGGAUCCUUCCAAGCGUUCUCACCUAAUGUGGCAUUUGCGUUGCAGUAUUUUAGAUAAUCUUUGUUAUAUGCUUAAUAUAUCCGCUUCUAAGAAUAUAAAACGCCCCACCUGGGUAAGGUUUUUCCUUUAUAGCACUGUAUUUUUCCAGGCUUUCUUUUUAUCUACGGGCUAUACCUCCCUGCUGGGUAGUAUUUUAGCAGUUACCCUCUUUCGCGAUGAAAUUAAUACCUUGGAGGAUCUUAUCAAAGCCAACAUCUCUACCUUAAUAAUAGACUACGAAUAUGAUUUUUUGCUAGGGGGUCAAUUGAACUUACCCUAUGAUUUUCUUAAACUCAUAACACCCGUCGACUCGGCCACGUUUUAUCAUCAUCAAUCGCGUUUAAAUCAAACUUAUGCCUAUUUUGUUACCGAUGAAAAAUGGCAUUUCCUGCAGCUUCAACAAACCACUCUUAAACAGGGUCUUUUUAAGCUCACCGAUAUCUGUUUUGGUUCUUUUCAUUUGGCUUUUCCCAUGGAAACGGAUUCACCUUUGUGGCGUAAUUUGGAAUACUUUAUCUAUAGGGUGCAUUCUUCGGGCAUGUUACACUAUUAUGAGAGUAUUUCGUUUGAACAUGCUGUCUAUGCUGGGUAUGUGCAACGCUUUACCGGUGGUAAUGAUUAUCAGGCCGCCGGCUUGAGUCAUGUAUCAAUGGUUUUUCUAAUGCUGUUGGUGGUGAGUGCUGUUUGUGUUUUAAUAUUUUUGGGUGAGUGUCUUCAUUAUAGAUUACAGAAAGGUGGUGGUAAUCUUAGUUUUAAGUUAUUGUUUUGGAAAUAA